This is a messenger RNA of Talpa occidentalis (Iberian mole), 2890 nucleotides long. It is a transcript of the gene SLC35F5, whose product is annotated as solute carrier family 35 member F5. The coding region runs from base 589 to 2028 and encodes 479 amino acids. The record is from RefSeq and is a predicted model, not a curated record. NCBI's taxonomy places the organism in Eukaryota, Metazoa, Chordata, Mammalia, Eulipotyphla, Talpidae. The transcript is spliced from 16 exons. Gene Ontology annotation, cellular component: membrane. Gene Ontology annotation, biological process: regulation of peptide transport.
GCAGUUUAGGAUUCAGCUUUCAGGAUUUCAGCAUUUUUCAGAUCUUCAGUGAUUCCAUGCCAAUCUUCCAGAAGGCUGUUGAGGGCCUCUGAAGGAUGUGGAGAGGCUUCCAGCAGCCAACCUCUGAGAGGAAAAGUUUGGAGACUUUGCAAGUAGCCGAGUAACUGAAACUGUUCCCAGCUUUUUUGCUGUUACAGCCUGGAAGGAAAACUGAAGACCCCGAGUCUGGAGCCUUGCUGAGCUGAGUGAGUUUUGCCGCUCGUCAGGUUGUUCAGCUGCUGCAGCUGCUGUUUUGAGUGUCUCUUGUCUAGUGUUGUACUGGCACAUCUCGGCUGCUCCAGUGAGCAUCUCCUAUUGUGUCUUCCUUAAAUCUUUCUUCGUGAGUUGGAUCCCAGCCUACAGUCUGGCCGCCACAUGUUCCAGGCCCGCAGUGGCAGAAAGAUGCCAUCUUGGGAGAUUUUGUGUUUAGGACUUGAAGAUACUAGAUGAGAUGUACUGAGUCCUUCACCUCCCUUUAAAAUCAGCUCAGUCAAGUUUUCAGGCUUGGCUCUUGAAGAUCUCAGAAAGGCCUUUAAAAUAAGACUGCAAAUGGUGUGUGUAUUUAUCAUGAACCGAAUGAAUUCCCAGAGCAGUGGUUUCACUCAGCGCAGGAGAAUGGCUCUUGGGAUUGUUAUUCUUCUACUUGUUGAUGUGAUAUGGGUGGCAUCCUCAGAACUUACAUCGUAUGUUUUUACUCAGUACAACAAACCAUUCUUCAGCACUUUCGCAAAAACAUCCAUGUUUGUUCUGUACCUCUUGGGCUUUAUUAUUUGGAAGCCAUGGAGGCAACAGUGUACAAGAGGAUUUCGAGGAAAACAUGCUGCUUUUUUCACAGAUGCUGAAGGUUACUUUGCUGCUUGCACAACAGAUACAACUAUGAAUAGUUCCUUGAGUGAACCUCUAUAUGUUCCUGUGAAAUUUCAUGAUCUUCCAAGUGAAAAACUUUCUGAGAAUGCAAACAUUGAUAAUGAAAAAACUCCCAAAAAAUCUCGUGUAAGGUUCAGUAAUAUCAUGGAGAUUCGGCAGCUGCCAUCGAGCCAUGCAUUGGAAGCUAAGUUGUCUCGCAUGUCAUAUCCUACUGUGAAAGAACAAGAAUCUUUACUCAAAACUGUGGGGAAACUUACUGCAACUCAAGUAGCAAAAAUUAGUUUUUUUUUUUGCUUUGUGUGGUUUUUGGCAAAUUUGUCAUAUCAGGAAGCACUUUCAGACACACAAGUUGCUAUAGUUAAUAUUUUGUCUUCAACUUCUGGACUUUUUACCUUAAUCCUUGCUGCAGUGUUUCCAAGUAACAGUGGAGAUAGAUUUACUCUUUCUAAACUGUUAGCUGUAAUUUUGAGUAUUGGAGGCGUUGUGCUGGUAAACCUGUCAGGAUCUGAGAAAUCUGCUGGAAGAGAUACAAUAGGUUCCAUUUGGUCUCUUGUUGGAGCCAUGCUGUAUGCUGUCUAUAUUGUUAUGAUUAAGAGAAAAGUAGACAGAGAAGAUAAAUUGGAUAUUCCAAUGUUCUUUGGUUUUGUAGGUCUGUUUAAUCUGCUGCUCUUAUGGCCAGGUUUCUUUUUACUUCAUUAUACUGGAUUUGAGGACUUUGAGUUUCCUAAUAAAGUAGUGCUAAUGUGCAUUAUCAUUAAUGGCCUUAUUGGAACAGUUCUCUCUGAGUUCCUGUGGUUGUGGGGCUGCUUUCUUACCUCAUCAUUGAUAGGCACACUUGCACUAAGCCUUACAAUACCUCUGUCCAUAAUAGCAGACAUGUGUAUGCAAAAGGUGCAGUUUUCUUGGUUAUUUUUUGCAGGCGCUAUCCCUGUAUUUUUUUCCUUUUUUAUUGUUACUCUUCUAUGCCAUUAUAAUAAUUGGGAUCCUGUGAUGGUGGGAAUCAGAAGAAUUUUUGCUUUUAUAUGCAGAAAACAUCGAAUUCAGAGGGUUCCAGAAGACAGUGAACAGUGUGAGAGUCUCAUUCCUAUGCAUGGUGUUUCUCAGGAGGAUGGAUUGAAUUAGCUGUUGUCUGUAAACCAGUUUGAAAAUGGAACAUUACACAGCGAAGAGACAAUCUCUGGCAAGUUUUCGUAGAAAAAUGUUUCAGUGCCUAGUCUGAAAAUAACAGUUUCAGUUCUUUGGAACUCUGAAAUAUAUUUUCCUCAUAUCUGUUUUCUUCAUUUUUGUAAUGAAGAACUUUGUUAUGUAGUUGAGUACAUAUCACUACAAUUAUAGGAAGUUCCAGUCUACAGCCCAUGUAAAGGACCAAUUUGCCUUACACAUCUCAAGGAGUUCAGCUGAUGACAUGAUUUGAAUUAAUCAAGGAAUAAAAUCUUAAUGUCUGGAGAUUUUAUUUUCACAUAUUAUUUGUUAAAUGCUGGACUAUAUUAUGAAAAUGUUUUUAAGAAAUCAUUUAAGUGUGUAGAUCCAUGUUUCUUACAGAUAAAAUGCUAACAUAAGAUGCCUAUAAUAGGUACAGGUUAUAUUUUUGAGUUUUGUAGAAUAUUGCAAACUAACAACACAGAAAAAAAAUAUUUAAUUUAUGUAGCAGGUAUGUUCAUGCAAAUUUACUGGGACUUUAAAAAUAGCAUUUUUAGAAAAUUUCUGGUUCAUUUACACUACAUAUACUGUGUUAUCCUUUCAUAGCAUUAGGUGCCUUGUAUUUCAAAUCUGUGACAAACCAUGACAAAUUGUUAAGGGGAAGUAUUGUAAAAUGAAGAAUUAUGUAUUUCUAAAGGAUGUAUUGCUAUAAAUUUAAUUGAUAAAAGCUCUUCUUAAUUUAGAGUUUUGAAGAAAUAGUCUCUUCAAUUAAGAAAUUUUCAUAAUGGAAUGACUUUAAUUGAAGUGAUAAAGAAGAUUAUUAAAAUAAAAUGUUUAUAUAUGU